UCCCAGUUGCUGAACGUGUAAUACUAAAACAAAACAAAACAAAACAAUGUCUGGUAGAGGUAAAACCGGAGGAAAAGCCCGAGCAAAAGCGAAGUCUCGCUCGUCUAGAGCUGGGCUACAAUUCCCAGUCGGACGUGUUCACAGAUUACUGCGCAAGGGAAAUUAUGCCGAGCGCGUAGGCGCUGGCGCCCCUGUUUAUUUGGCUGCAGUCUUGGAGUAUCUGACCGCUGAAAUUCUCGAGUUGGCCGGCAAUGCUGCGAGGGAUAACAAGAAAACCAGGAUCAUCCCCCGUCAUCUUCAGCUCGCCGUCCGCAACGACGAGGAGCUAAAUAAGCUUUUAGGGGGUGUUACUAUUGCCCAAGGUGGAGUACUGCCAAAUAUCCAGGCUGUGCUCCUACCCAAGAAAACCGAGAAGCCAGCAAAAAGCAAGUAAGCGGCUUACAGACCCAGGACAUCAGACAAAGGCUCUUUUAAGAACCACCCAUUCUCAUCGUGUUUUAAGAUAUUUCUCGUUCUUACACUGCGUUAUUGUCCUCGUUCUCGAUGAAGGAGAAAAAAAAGGUGUAAAUCUGACUUCGCCACGUUCGCUAUCGUUGGACUGUUUCCAUACCUAAGCCAACGCACUUUGACGCACUCCAUAUCUUCAGAUGCGAGCCACCAGCAUCAGGCCUAAUGUUAGUGGACUUGUUCAUCUGGCCAUAGCGGUGGACUGUCACUCAGACUACAAGUUGACUCAUUUGUUGGUGAAGUGAACACCACGUUUCAUUGUUUAUGGACCAAUGUAGGUUGCCUCUCAUUGUUUCUGAAUGCGUGUACAUCGUAUGGUCAACUGUUUCUGUUUUAAAUAAAUGCUUUGCAUUUGUACAAAGUG
This is a messenger RNA of Chanos chanos (milkfish), 871 nucleotides long. It is a transcript of the gene h2ax1, whose product is annotated as H2A.X variant histone family member 1. Gene Ontology annotation, cellular component: nucleosome. Gene Ontology annotation, molecular function: DNA binding; protein heterodimerization activity; structural constituent of chromatin. NCBI's taxonomy places the organism in Eukaryota, Metazoa, Chordata, Actinopteri, Gonorynchiformes, Chanidae. Bases 47 to 433 code for a protein of 128 amino acids. The transcript has a single exon. The record is from RefSeq and is a predicted model, not a curated record.